GGGCGUUUGGCAAUGCGCUGAACGCCGCAGUUAUCGGAAGUUAUACGGCUCUCGAUACGGCGGCGACGAUGAUUUUACUACUAAAAACGAUUUUGCAUUCCCUCAUUACCCAGGACAUACUCAUAACUGCUGCGGGGAACAGGUUGAACGGCGGAAAGGUUAUAAAGGUGCUUGCAACUCACAAGGGAAACCAAAUCCAAAUUACUGAAAGUUUUGCGAAUAGCAUUGCGGGGAACAUUCAGAAUGGGGUAGAAGUGAUGCAAAUGGUUUUAACCUACAAAAAAAAGCAGGUUACAAUCACUGAUGACAUAUUCAAAGCUGCAGCAGGGAACAGGCUUAACGGCGCAGAGCUAAUGGAGAUGUUUUUGGCAAAAAAGGAGACCAGAUCCAAAUCACAGAAAAUCUCCUAA
Pyricularia pennisetigena is the source of this 410-nucleotide messenger RNA. RefSeq lists its product as uncharacterized. Bases 69 to 410 code for a protein of 113 amino acids. NCBI's taxonomy places the organism in Eukaryota, Fungi, Ascomycota, Sordariomycetes, Magnaporthales, Pyriculariaceae. The transcript has 2 exons. The record is from RefSeq and is a predicted model, not a curated record.